Molecule: messenger RNA, 564 nt
Organism: Lizanozyma spartinae
Lineage: Eukaryota; Fungi; Ascomycota; Pichiomycetes; Serinales; Debaryomycetaceae
Gene: GUK1
Product: guanylate kinase
Exons: 1
Coding region: 1-564 (187 amino acids)
Biological process (GO): purine nucleotide metabolic process
Cellular component (GO): cytosol
Molecular function (GO): GMP kinase activity
Source: RefSeq, a predicted model, not a curated record
AUGGCUAGACCUAUUGUUAUAUCUGGACCUUCAGGAACUGGUAAAUCCACCUUAUUGAAGAAGUUGUUUGCUGAAUACCCUGGUAAGUUUGGAUUUUCUGUUUCCAACACCACCAGAAGUCCUCGUGAGGGAGAAGUUGAUGGUGUUGACUACAACUUCUUGUCUGUGGAAGAAUUUAAACAUAAUAUAGAAGCCAACAAGAUGAUUGAAUGGGCACAAUUCUCAGGUAACUACUAUGGUACUGCCUUUGAAGGAGUGGAAAGGGUGUUACAACUGGGUCAAACUUGUUUGUUAGACAUUGAUAUGCAAGGUGUCAAAUCAGUUAAGGCUUCUGAUAUGGAUGCUCGUUACUUAUUUAUUGCACCUCCAUCUAUACAAGACUUGAGAAAGAGAUUAGAAGGAAGAGGUACAGAAACCGCUGAAUCCCUUGAAAAAAGAUUGGCUGCCGCCACUGCAGAAUUGGAAUAUGCUGAAACUGGUGCUCAUGACUUGAUUAUUGUCAAUGAUGACUUGGAAAAGUGUUAUGCUCAAUUUAAAGAGUUCAUAAUGGCCGAACAAAACUAA